This is a messenger RNA of Fusarium graminearum PH-1, 1820 nucleotides long. RefSeq lists its product as uncharacterized. Gene Ontology annotation, cellular component: fungal-type cell wall. The transcript has a single exon. Gene Ontology annotation, biological process: fungal-type cell wall polysaccharide metabolic process. The coding region runs from base 269 to 1411 and encodes 380 amino acids. The record is from RefSeq and is a predicted model, not a curated record. NCBI's taxonomy places the organism in Eukaryota, Fungi, Ascomycota, Sordariomycetes, Hypocreales, Nectriaceae.
ACCCUCGCUCGAUAAGUCGUCGCCCUUCAUUAAGAACUAUCUAUUUGCGUCUUCGAUAGAUCGCAUCCACACUCUCUAAACCGGCCGUGCCGAUCAUAUAACUACCAGCUUACACCUCGAUAUUUCGUGCGUCGUUGCUUUCACUCCUCAGUGAUCAACUCCCCGAACAUCAAUCCACACUCAUUACAAAGUCGACUGCCGACGAUCCAAAACACCGGGUUACCUUCGAUCCUUACUCAAACAGUCACUUUCAGGAACUUCAGUCAAGAUGAUCGCCAACAAGCUCACCAUUGUCACUGCCGCCGCCGCUCUUCUUGAGCCGGCUCUUGCCCUCGGCCACCGCCACGGCCACCAGCACAAGCGUGGUGACACCGUCGUUGCCACCAUUGACGGUCAGGUCGUCUCUUGGGAGAACAACUACUACGGUCCCGGCGGCGCUGCUCCCGCUGCUACUCAGGUUGCUUCCAAGCCCGAGGCUCCUGCUGCUCCCGCCCCUGCUCCCGCCCAGCCUACCACCAUCAUCAAGGUCGCCAAGCCCUCCCAGGCCGCCAAGGCUGCCUACGAGGCUCCCAAGGCCAAGGAGUCCAAGGAGGCCGCUGCUCCCAAGAAGGCCGAGAAGGUCGAACAGGUUAAGCAGGUCAAGGCUGCCAGCGCCCCCAAGAAGACCAAGCCCAGCUCCGGUGGUUCUUCUGGCUCUGCCGGUCUUUCCCACAAGCGAGGUGUCUGCUACAACAAUGUCGACCUCGCUAACACUUUCUACAAAGACUGCUCCAACUGUGGCUGGGGUUACAACUGGGACUCCGAGUCCGGCGGUCUUGACAGUGGCCUGAACUUCAUCCCCACUCUCUGGUCUGACGAUGCCGUCCACGUCGACCGCUUCGCCUCCAACUGCGCUAAGUCCCUUGCCAACGGCGCCAAGGCCAUCUUCUCCUUCAACGAGCCCGACAACGGUGGCCAGGCUCACAUGACCCCUGAGGCCGCUGCCGCUGCUCACAUCAAGUAUCUCAACCCUUACGCUGGCAAGGCCCUCAUUGGUGCUCCUUCCAUCAGCAACAGUGGUCUCGCUGGGGAGGGUCGCGAGUGGCUCUCCGCUUUCGUCGAGGCCUGUGGUGACAAGUGCCACUUCGAUUUCUGCAACAUCCACUGGUACUCCGAGGUUGAGUACGGUGAGACCCUCUUCGAGCACAUCGAGAAGUCCUCCGAGAUCUGUGGUGGCAAGCCCAUCUGGCUCACCGAGUUCGCCCCCAAGGGCUCUGACGACGCCAUUGCUUCUUGGCUCGAGGAGACCAUCCCUCGUCUUGAGGCUCUCGACACCCUUGAUGCUUACUCCUACUUCAAGGUCGAGACUGGUAUGCUCAUGACCACCGAGACUGAGAUGUCCAGCUACGGUAGCGUCUACGCCUCCGCUUAAGCUUCUCAAAGCUUGACGGCCGGCGAUGCCACCAGUUCUUUUUAACAUUUCUUGUACACUCGCUAGGGGAAUACCCAACAACUGUUCAAAUUGGCUUUUUUAUCGGAAGGAGGGGAGGAUAGAUUUUCAUGGCGCCCGUUGACUUCUGUACAUAUUCUGCAUCUAGGUGACCUGGAUCUGGCUUUUUACCACACCGUUUAACCCAGUAUCCCCCCGUUUAUUCUAUAACGGUCAUCCUACCUACCUUUUUAUUACCAGUUCCGGGACCUCGCACUCAUACAAAAAAGGGGGCUUUGCAAAUAGACACAAUUUCCUGAUUUUAGCAGUUUGAUAGACCACCACCUACUUUUUAGCGCGCAGAUACAUCUACGAGCUACGAUGACAAUGAACAGCGAUUUAACUGCUCCAA